AAAGUUGAGGCCCAAAAUCCGAGAAACAAACAGAUCUUUGAUUGCUGCGAGCGCCGCGAAAGGAUCGAAGAGUAGCGAGGAAAAAGAGAAGAAAAAGAAGAGAAAAUAGAAGGAGGGAAGGAUGGUUCGAGUGGCGACCUACUUCGCGAUGACCUUCGGAGCUUUCCUCUUCUGGGAGUCAAUGGACAAGGUCCAUGUCUGGAUCGCCCUUCACCAGGACGAAAAGCAAGAGAGGCUGGAAAGAGAAAUGAAGAUCAAGCAGAUGAGGGAAGAACUAAUUGCUGAAGCAAAGGAAAGGGAUUCCCUUGCGUAAAUGUUCUCUGUCAUUGUCCUUUUUAAGACGUCUUUAUUUUUCUUUCUUCUGAAGCUUUCUGUAUGAUGAUUAUGUGAUGUUGUCCCAGAGAUAUGAUUGUUGGUUAUGAUCGAGUGCUCCUAAUAAGCUUGAACAAGAUUUUUGUGACUUAUUAUUUGUUGCUCUGCUUUAUUGGAUUCAAAUUAAUAUGCUUGCACUGGAAAUGUUGAAAGUAUAUUCGAGAAUUAU
Asparagus officinalis (garden asparagus) is the source of this 541-nucleotide messenger RNA. RefSeq lists its product as uncharacterized. The record is from RefSeq and is a predicted model, not a curated record. NCBI's taxonomy places the organism in Eukaryota, Viridiplantae, Streptophyta, Magnoliopsida, Asparagales, Asparagaceae. The transcript is spliced from 2 exons. The coding region runs from base 122 to 313 and encodes 63 amino acids.